AUGUCCGCCUCACUUCCCUCCACUCUGUCAUCCCUCCUCAAAAAGUCGACGCUCGAAGACCACGAGCAGAUUCUCUCGGAAUGCAACAAAUCGUUGAAGGCCUCAAAGGGCUCUGACUCGGAAACCCAGCAUGUCAAAGUGGUCGCACUCCUCAAACUCGACCGUUACGAGGAGGCCGUGAAAUUCAUUGAAGACACUGCUGGAUUGAAGAAGAAGGUUGAGCUGGAAUAUGCCUAUGCCUUGUACAAGACCGGCCGUCUAAAAGAGGCCGCAGAGUUGGCAGCUACGAUAAAGGGGAGGGGGGCACAACACAUCGAAGCGCAAGCCCGAUACCGUCUUGAAGACUCGAGCAUUCCCUCAGAACUGUACAAGCGACUACGAAGUCAGCAGGUCGAUUCAGAGCAAUACGAUCUCAAAGUAAACCAGAGUGCUAUCGAUGCACAGGCGCAAUGGCUUGGUUUUGCCGACCCUCUAUCAAUACGAAAAGUCGGGAGAGAAGAUCUUGAAGCCUUUGAAACCGCGUAUAACGCCGCAUGUGGCAGCAUUGCGAGAGGAGAAUAUGCUCAAGCCGAAGUUCUCCUCAAGCGGGCAAAAGAGCUAUGCAAGCACUCGGACGAUCUGACGGACCAGCAAAAAGCCGACGAGCUCCUCCCUAUCUCUGUCCAGCAGUUGUUCGUGCUAUUAUGUUUGGGCAAAACAGCCGAAGCAGAGAAGCUCGCUGGCGAGAUCAACGCCGCGGACGCCUCUGACCUUUCAACCCGCAAAAUCGGUCAGAACAACGUUCUGUCAACUUCGUCUGUGUUCAACCCGUUUCUCGCCCACAAGACUUUCCACGCAACUCCCAAUAUUCCCACACACGACAGACCUUUCUCGUACCAGAGCGUCCCUCUUGAAUCCAACAGAAUUACCAUCGAUCUGCAGACCUUCAAAUUCAACGGCAUUAUCUCAUCCACAUCAAAGAUCAUCAAGGAACACACCUCCCCCUCCCUCUCGUCGGAUGUUCUACUGGCAUCAUUUUUCAAUGCUGCUGCCUAUGCCAAGAACGAAACGGGCAAAGCUGCCAUCCGAAAGAUAUUGCCUGUACUCGAGAAACGGCCAAACGACAUUGGUCUAAUAGUCACCCUGGUUCAACUGUACGUGAUGAGCGGAGACACUACCUCCGCGAUUGAAUUGGUCGAAACAUUGUUUAAAAGACUGGAGGACACUGUCAUCGAAGGCGAGCAAGACAUCAGAUUCAACCCUAUGCUUGUGAGUCUUAUGAUCUGUUUGUACAGGACACGGGGUCAGAGAGACCAUGUCAAACGCGAACUUGCCAAGGCUGCAUCAUAUUGGCGGACCAAAUCAAAUGCAUCAACGAGCUUGCUCACUGCUGCAGGGGUGUCAUUGUUGGAGUCACAAAGCGAAGAGGAUGCGAAACUAGCAUCCGACAUUUUCACUAGGCUUCGCCAGCAACAACCAAACGACAAAGCAACAAUUGCCGGUUACGUGGCAUCACAUGCCUGGGAUGAGGAGGCUGUGGUUGGGGCGGAUGCUGAUAAGCUGACUGCCACGGCCGAGCUCAUUCGCAACAUCGACAUCGACUUGUUAGAGAAUACGGGCAUCUCACAGUCGUCGAAUGCUCUCACAAUAGCACAACUGGGUCGGACAAGAAAACGGGGCGCUCCGGAGGGUGGCAAUCUCAAACCAAAGCGUAUUCGCAAAUCGAGAUUGCCGAAGGACUAUGAUGAAAGCAAGAAACCGGAUCCCGAGCGGUGGCUUCCCAUGAGAGACAGAAGCUAUUAUCGCCCGCCUAAGGGUAAGAAGAAAGGCAAGCGAGGAGGUGGUGGUGGUGGUGAUGAUCGAACGCAGGGUGGAGCAGUGGAUGAAUCCCUGAAUGUCGACGCAAAGCCCAAUGCCGCUGCAGUUGUUACAGCCUCGACAGGUGGUGGGAACAAGAAGAAGAAGGGGAAAGGGAAGAAAUGA
Molecule: messenger RNA, 1962 nt
Organism: Fonsecaea multimorphosa CBS 102226
Lineage: Eukaryota; Fungi; Ascomycota; Eurotiomycetes; Chaetothyriales; Herpotrichiellaceae
Exons: 1
Coding region: 1-1962 (653 amino acids)
Biological process (GO): SRP-dependent cotranslational protein targeting to membrane
Cellular component (GO): signal recognition particle, endoplasmic reticulum targeting
Molecular function (GO): ribosome binding; protein binding; 7S RNA binding
Source: RefSeq, a predicted model, not a curated record